Rhinopithecus roxellana (golden snub-nosed monkey) is the source of this 1420-nucleotide messenger RNA. RefSeq names its product KxDL motif containing 1 (gene KXD1). Lineage: Eukaryota; Metazoa; Chordata; Mammalia; Primates; Cercopithecidae. The record is from RefSeq and is a predicted model, not a curated record. Gene Ontology annotation, cellular component: BORC complex. Gene Ontology annotation, biological process: lysosome localization. The coding region runs from base 175 to 705 and encodes 176 amino acids. The transcript is spliced from 5 exons.
GUCUAAGCCCCGCCUUUUCCUAUCGUGACUCCACGCACGCAAGCGACUCCAGGGUACGCCGCCGCCGCGCGCACUCGCACGAUCGGUGCGUGGUGACGUUGCGCCAGCGCGGGCGCCAUCCCGGAAGCGCGAGCAAGGCCGCCAGAUGUGCAGGCAGCGGAGGAGGAGGAAGAGAUGGACCUCCCGGACUCGGCCUCGAGGGUCUUCUGCGGCCGCAUCCUGAGCAUGGUGAACACAGAUGAUGUCAACGCCAUCAUCCUGGCCCAGAAGAACAUGCUGGACCGCUUUGAGAAGACCAAUGAGAUGCUGCUCAACUUCAACAACCUGUCCAGCGCCCGCCUGCAGCAGAUGAGCGAGCGCUUCCUGCACCACACAAGGACCCUGGUAGAGAUGAAACGGGACCUGGACAGCAUCUUCCGCCGGAUCAGGACGCUGAAAGGGAAACUGGCCAGGCAGCACCCAGAGGCCUUCAGCCAUAUCCCAGAGGCAUCCUUCCUGGAGGAAGAGGAUGAAGACCCCAUCCCACCCAGCACCACGACCACCAUUGCCACCUCAGAACAGAGCACGGGCUCAUGUGACACUAGCCCCGACACCGUCUCGCCCUCCCUGAGCCCUGGCUUCGAGGACCUGUCCCAUGUCCAGCCUGGCUCCCCAGCCAUCAACGGCCGCAGCCAGACAGAUGAUGAGGAGACGACGGGCGAAUAGCCCUACUGCCCGGUGCCUUGAGGGGUCUCAGGGCAGCGGCAUACAAGGUGGCAGCGGGUAACCCUGCCUUGUUCUGUCACCCAGGGCUCCUAGAGGAACAGGGCUCUCUCCCGAGGAGUGUGGAAUUCCUGGGGGGUCUUUAAUUCUGGCUCCUUCCUUCCUCAGAACAUCUCUCUUCUGCAAGACCCCUCUGCCAUGCCAGGGCACGCCCAUUCCGGCUGGAGUUGCAGGGCUGGGCACGGGAAUUUUUCCAGAGCUGAGCCUGACAUCUGCUCUGAAGAAUGCUUAAAAGGUUCCCAGAGACCGGAGCCAUAUGUCCCCCAUCCCCAGUCAGGACCUCCUUGAGGUGCACAAGCACGGUCUCCUCUGAGUUCACCCCAGCCCACCCCUGCACCCACUAAUUCUGCUUUUCCUGCCCCUUGCUCCGUAAAAGUAUCAAAUACUGUCUCCUUGGUAUCUCAAAGAGGUUUCUGAGAUAGGUAGAAGUCUUGAGAUGGAGGCUGGCCAUCCAUUCAGCCCUGAGCAUGCUGAGGCCUGUGUUUCUCUGAAUAGAGGUGUGGAACCUGAGGGGCCAGCAGGCCUCUCUGAGGGCCUCCAUGGAGCAAACGGAGCCACCUUGGGAAAGAGUUUAAUGGAAUAUUUUUGUACCCAAUGUUUACAGAUGCUGUUGGGAAGUUAUCAAUAAAAAGACACCAUUCCUAAAAAGGGAAAAGUA